Branchiostoma belcheri (Belcher's lancelet) is the source of this 4260-nucleotide messenger RNA. Its product is annotated as allene oxide synthase-lipoxygenase protein-like. Lineage: Eukaryota; Metazoa; Chordata; Leptocardii; Amphioxiformes; Branchiostomatidae. The transcript has 17 exons. Gene Ontology annotation, biological process: linoleic acid metabolic process; lipid oxidation. The record is from RefSeq and is a predicted model, not a curated record. Gene Ontology annotation, molecular function: heme binding; oxidoreductase activity, acting on single donors with incorporation of molecular oxygen, incorporation of two atoms of oxygen; protein binding. The coding region runs from base 154 to 3573 and encodes 1139 amino acids.
AGGACAAUUACGCCUUCUUUGAGAUACGGAUAAUUAUCAUACUUUGAAAGGGACAGAUGAUCCAGUAGGGCAUCAUGCACUGAUACCCGGGUCCCGGUGGACAAACUUUCUUCUCUUGACUUUCCACAGCAUUGGGGCAACAAACAAGUUGCCAUGACUACACAGUGGGCAUGCGAGAGGAGGGGGCAGCAAUGGACCAACGCAAGUUGGAAAAUCUUAACCGACCAGUUGGGACAGGCUGCCUUCAGAGAGAAGAAACAACAACAGUCCAAGACAACCGACCUACUGCAGGCCCCCAAAGCCACCUCCACGUCCAAGCUCAUUAUGAGCGCAAGGAUUGAGAAAUUCAAGAUGGCGGCGAGAGCUGCAGCCUUGAAAGGUCAAAGGUUGUUCGACAACACCGGAGUGGGCGGUGCUGGGUACGCCGUGGUCAUCUCCAACCCCACUGUUCCACAGAACGACUUCUUCAAACCUGGCCGGGUCUUCCAAGUCCGCCUCCGCCACACCAAUACUGGGACAGAUGACGAUGCAGAUGUUGACAUGAGAGGAGCCGAGCUGAAGUUUGAGGACACGGACGGUCCGAGUCAGUUUGACCUGAUCAUGCACACGGGCUCCAUGUGCACCUACUGGGACAUCCCGUCAUUCGAGGACUUCGUGGCCGCCGUGCGCAGCUCGCGCCAGGGAGGAGACGCUCUGAAGGACUGGUGUUACAAGUUCCCCAUGAAUUACUACAGUUUGGUGGAUAACGCCCGCCGGGCCCCAACCUCCUACAGCAACAUGAACUACUACAGCAGGCUGGCCACAAAGUUCAAGGCCAAGGACGGCGCAGUCCGGUAUGUAAAAUUCCGUCUGGUUCCAGACGAGCAGCAAACGGAAUCCGGACUCCUACCUCCGGAAGAUCAGGAGAAGGCGUGGGAAAAAGGCAGGUAUCCGGAUGAUACCCGACCGAAGGACUACCUUCGUCAGGAGUACGUGAACAGACUGAGGUGGACACCCAUCCGGUAUCGUCUGCAGAUACAGAUCCACGAAUGGAAGGACGGAGACACAUUCAACUUAUUGAAUCCUUACAGGCUCUGGAGUCCGAUGCUGCACACCUGGGCCGACCUGGCCCUGGUGACAAUCACCACACUACUGUCAGACGCCACCACGCAAAGGACGACGUUCAACAUCGGCAACCUGCCGCCGUCGAUGGAAUUCGACGAGCCUUUCUCAAUCUACGACUACAACAGUAUAGCCAAGAUGUACUCUGCCAUUCAGUCCGUGUACAAGCCAACGCUCAGCAAAAGCCCUACCCUCCAGAACGGCCCAGCCGACUACGACUUCGUGAAAUACAACGUGGAAGUCACUGUCCGCCAUGUUGUUGGGAGCAACAAGGGGAUUCUGAUCAGCCUGACCGGGCCCUGGACGCGAACCGAGCCGAUCCAGAUUGGACAAGGCAUCGGCAACAGCAUCGCCCCGGGAAGGAAGCAGACCCUGGAGGUGGAGGCGUACGAUGUCGGCGAAGUCGUGCUGGUGUCAAUCGAGAAGGUUAAAGAUGACGACAGCUGCGACUACUUCAUCGAGAACGUGCAUGUCCAUGACCUUCAGAGAGGGUUGAAGUUCGAGUUCCCUGCAUACCGAUGGCUGGGGAAACGCCUCACACUGAGGAGAGGAGCAGUUUCCUUGAACGACGGAGCGAAAGGCGACCUCGAGGCGCUCCACCGUCAGAUGGAGCUGUGGCAGGGGCAUGACGGGUACAAGUGGUCCCACGACCAGCCGGCCUUCCCCGGAGGUCUGGACCUGACGAGAAUCCCACACGACGUCCGGCGAGACAGUGAGAGGCUGCCGGAGUUCCGGAUCCAAAAGGGCGCCGGAAGCAUUUUUGCAUCGAAGAUCGCGAAGGGCCUUGGAGACUACGAACAACUGAUGGAGUCAGCAGUAAAGGAGGUUCCGGAGUUCAUCCAGAACUGGAAGUCGGACGAGGAGUUCGGACGACAGUUUCUGAACGGAGUCCACCCGCUAGCUAUCCGGCGGUUCGACACGGUGCCGCCGAAGUUCCCGAUGACUGCGGGCCGACUGAAGGAGAUCCUGGCAAAAGACAGAGGGUGGAGUUUGCGCCAGGAAAUUGCCGCUGGACACAUGUACUACGUCGACUGUUCCUUGAUGAAGGGGCUGAGUCCAAACCUUGCCGGGGAGGAGGUGUUCUAUCAUGCGGCGCCCAUAGCGCUCUUCCACGCCAACAGCAAGGGACACUUCGUCCCCGUGGCCAUCCAGUUGUACCAGGGUCCUGGUCCCGACAACCCGAUCUGGACUCCGGAUGACGGGGAGUACGAAUGGAUGCUGGCGAAGCUGUUCCUGCGCAACUCGGACGCGCAGAUCCACCUCAACGUCUCCCUCUACCUGCACUCCCACCUCCUAAUGGAGGCCUUCGCCGUGGCACUCUUCCGGAAGCUGCCGUCGCCGCAUCCGGUCCACAAGCUGCUGGCGCCGCACCUUCGUCGGGUUCUGGGCGGCAAGGUCCGACUCCGCGACCUGGUGACGGAGGAUGGGUCGGUUCUGGACGAGAUCUGCUCCCUGUCAGCCAGCGGCAGGAGGCACCUCAUCGCCACCGGCUUCCAGGAGUUCCACCUGAGGAACCUGCACUUUCCAGCCAUGAUGGCGGACAGGGGGAUCGACGAUCCUUACAAGCUUCCAGGCUACUUCUACCGCGAUGAUGGGUUUCGGCUGUGGAAAGCCAUUGAGAAAUUCGUUGAGGAAAUCCUCCGGCUCUACUACAAAAACAACACGUUUAUAACAUCGGACAAGGAGCUACAGAGUUGGAUCAGAGAUGUCCGGAAGAACGGCUUCAUGCGCGAGACGCUAGGAGAGAAAGGAGUUCCCAAGGUCCUGUACACCGUCAAAGAGUUGGUGGACGUGGUGACUAUCGUCAUCUUCACCUGCUCUGUUCAGAACCGCGCACUGACUGCUGGGAUGCGCGACAUGGCCACAUGCGUUCCCAACAUGCCUCUCGCGCUCAGACAAUACGGGUUUGCCAGACAGGCUGACAAAGAGAAUGAAAAGGAGAAGAACAAGAAAGAGGGAGAGAAGGACCAACUCAUCGAUGAAGACGGGUUCGUGAUUGCGACACCUGGCGAGCCUGAGAUCUUGAAGAAGAUUCGUGGCACGUACCUCGACGAGGAAAAGGACUUCAAGGAGUUGACCAAGGCUACGUUUGAGGACAUCAUGGCGGCUCUUCCAGACAAAGUCGUCGCCAGGAAACAAAUAGACUUCGCUUUGGAAAUGUCGAAACUUCCGGACGAUGAGGCGUUCAUCGGAGAGUACCGCGACUGCCACUUCACGGAGGACAAGGCUCAGGCGGCCGUGCUGAAGUUCCAGGAGUCCCUACGGCAGAUCUCCAACACAAUGAAGCUGCGGAACGAGCGGAGCGGGGAGUACGAGGGACAGGAGUUCACCGUCAACAUGUUCUACGAGGAGGACGAUGACGCCACGCAGGUGGAGGUCACACAGGUGAUGCGAGAAAAGACGGAGAAGCCAGAGGAACAGCCCUACACCUACCUCCUGCCGGAGCAGAUUCCGUUCAGCGUUACUCCGUAGGAAGUCUUCAUGUCAGUCACUGUUUGGCGUCUCUUAUACUGUCUCGUUGAGCACACCGUGUACGUGACAUGUAUCUGAUUGCUACCGUUUUGUAAUAGUACUUGUCGCCAUUUUGUUAUAGCAAAUGGUAGUAAUCAUAAAACGUAUAUGGUCUAUAUAAUGGCCCUCUCAGAAAAGGUCUCUAUGGGUACCUAAUAUCUGUUGUAGUAUAACGUGUUUGAAAUUAUUGACUAACCAGCUACUAUAUUGUGGCCAGGUGUAUAUUUAUUGGGCAAUACUAACACAUAUAAGCAUGUGAAAUCUUUGCACCAAACAGCGAACCAAAUACAUAUGUUUAGCACCAGGCUUAAUUUGGCGCGGUUCCUCAUGCCUGUCAAGCAGUUGGCUACAAAUAACGCCAGAGCCCAAGGCCACUGGUGUAAAAUUUCAGUGGGCGGACGAGCUAGGCCAAGUGAUGAAUAUACUACAUGUAUUAGUCUGGAACGAAAAAGGGCAAGGCUCCCUGCACUGUGAAUGGUUCGCAAGAUCUAGAUACUUCCAUUGCAGUUGGAACAAAUUAACAGAAAAUGUUUCCUUGUAUGGCGGCAUGAUGUUCAACUAUUCCAUUUUCAGUUUGCUGUGUUCUCUGAAUCCAUCUUUAAAGUCUUAUACACGUUCAUGAUACAUGUAUAAUUUUACAUUUAGCUU